Messenger RNA from Musa acuminata subsp. malaccensis (wild Malaysian banana), 4281 nucleotides. RefSeq lists its product as uncharacterized. NCBI's taxonomy places the organism in Eukaryota, Viridiplantae, Streptophyta, Magnoliopsida, Zingiberales, Musaceae. The record is from RefSeq and is a predicted model, not a curated record.
UGGCUACGGAGGCACACAAAUAAGCACACCUUUCCUACUCCUUUCCGCCCCUUCUCGUUCUCUUUCUGCUUCCCAAAUAACUCCCCUCUCCCAAACUCUCAUCGCCAUCCCUUCAAUCGAACAACAAACGCCCGCUCACGACUCCCUCUCCCUCCCGCCCUAUCCGGUCCCCUCCUCCUCGCCGCUCGACCUCCCGCUCCGACGCGGAUGGGAGACGAGGGCUCCGCCGAGACUCCGGCGACCAGGAAGAGGCCGAGGGACGUCGGGGAUCUGAAGCGGGUGGCGGAGAUCGUCAUGGUCUUGUCGGCCAUGGGCCAGAUGCGGGGCGGCAGGGAGCCCGUGGCGGCCGAGAAGGCGCUGGUCGCUGAGGCGAGGGAGAGGCUCGUCACGAUGUGCGAGGGUCUCAAGCCCAAGGAGCUCUUCUCCAGGGAGGCUGUCAGGGUCGUGGUGGAGGAUCUGGGUCUGAAUAGGUCCAAGGAUCCCGUGCUGGGGUUCCGGCCGCCCAAGAUGUCGAUUGCCGAGAAGUUGCUACUCACCAAGAAAAAGAUGGAAGAGUCCAAGGAAACUCACAUGCGCUCAUCAGUUUAUUCGCUUCAACAUCUUCCAGUAAGCUUCGGUGCAAAAUCUGAAUCACAUGGACCCUUGGCACAUGAUGCUUCUAGGUUUAUGCAGGUUAAAAGUCCGAUGGAGACCUCUGCUGGAGGUUUUCAAAUUUCUUCACCGGUAGCACAUGCUCCUGUCCUAACCUCUGCUGCCUCUUCUUUUAAGCAGUCACAUAUUAGUGAUGUGCAGGCUGUUGUUAAUCCUGUAAAACAACCAUCCGGUUCACUUGAAAGGGGUUCUUCUUCAGCACAUGUUAAAUUGAAUGCAAAACCUGGUGGUCCAUCUUAUCUGACACAAGCUCAAGCAGAAAACAUGCAUCAGAAAAUUCCAAUAUCUUCUGUGCAAUCAACACCUGCUUCUGUGUCAAAGUUUGGCCAAGUAAAUAAAUUUCUGGAUCAUAAUUCUGCAAAGUCUGAGGUUACUACUGGUGUGAAUGCUGUCCAAUCUUCCCAUCAGGUGAUGAGAAGUCAUGAAAUUAAGCCUUCUAUAAUUCAACCUGGACCAGGAGGCCUGCAUAUUGCCCAUCAACCUCCUCAAGGCUUGGGACUUGUUCAUACACCUGCUCUGUUUACGAACCAUAAUGACAUUGCUAAAAGCGUGCUGACAAUAUUGCAAGCAAAGGUUUCUGAUCAUCCAAUUUGGACUCCCCCAUCAACCGAGCACAUGAAUGCUACUAUAAAUUGCCAACUAUGCAAGAACAUUAUCAUUGAUAUAGAUUGUUUGCUCAUCUGUGAUGCUUGUGAGAAAGGAAACCACUUGAAAUGUCUUCAAUCAUAUGGUAAUAAAGGUACUCCUAAAGCAGAAUGGCAUUGUCCGAGAUGCUUGGCAUCAAGUAAUGGAAAGCCAUUGCCACCUAAAUAUGGUCGGGUUACAAGAGCUUCUGUUAGCGCACCAAAGACUGCUGCAAAUGCGAGCGUUCAUGCUUCUUCUAAGAAAACAGAAAGUUUGGACACCAGGGUUAAUGAACAGAAAGCAAUAGCCAAUGACAAUUCUGGUGUUGCUCAACAAGCCUAUUCUUUGAACAUGGAGGACAAUCAUUGCAUGUCAAUUCCAGAUUCAAGGACAACUGGAGGGGAAGUACAAGUGAUUAUGACCAUUAUUGGAAGUAAAAGAGAGGAUGACACACUUAAGGCAAUUGACGUUGAUCCAUUAAAGGAAAUAACCGGGGCUGUAUGUGCCCAUCCAGACAUGCACAGUGAGGAUCUUAACAACAUUGAGGAUAAUAGAUUAUCCUUGGUCGAUGCUAAACCAACCUCCGUGUCUGUUUUGGAGCCAAGUCCUAUGCCAAAAGAUUCCUGUGAGCAUGCACAUGAUAUGGUUGUUGAAAAUAAUAAUUUGUCUGAAGCACCAUUAACACAUGAUUUUGACCAAGUUCAAUUGUCUGGCGAUGUCAAUGCUUCUGCAAUUCAACUGGAUGAAAAUAUCAAAACUGUCAAGUCUGUACCUGAAGCAGCACUUGGUGAAAAGAGAUCACCUGAAUACUUGGAUGGUUGUAGUAAUAGGUUAGCCAAAGAAGGCAGUUGUCAGACCUCUGAUGGUGAUGGAUAUACAAUGAAUCAAAGGGCUCAUUUCAGCACCAGCUGAUGGUGUUGGAUGAUAUUGUUAUAUAUUUUAUCCCCCACGACUGUUUUUUCUUCCAAGUGGUCCUGCAAUUAGGUUAGUCUUUAUAAUGUGCAUUUUCUUUUGUUGCAACUUACAGUAUCAGUUGAAUGUAGGACUACUUCUUGGUAUCUAACUAUGCAUUGCAGAUUCGUUUUGAUAAUUUCUGAUUAGAAGUUAAACUGGUGGAGCAGGAAAAGUUUUAAUUUCGUUUUAUUAUGGGGCAUUGCUGAUUUUAAAAUUGUACAGUUGGUUGCACCAUGGCAGAAUGAACUGUGUAAUUAUGAGUCUGAUUAAUUUGGUGCUGACUCAAGUUUUCCAUAGCUAAGCAGUUUCACAGUCAUGUAUAUGUUGACGUUGGUCCAUGUAGUUGAUCUUUCAUUUAUUAAUUGCAAGGAGAAAAUAAAAUGGACUGUGAAAAAACAUGUGGUUAGUGUGAAACCUAAACAGGGACCUUAGACAAUUAUUGAUUAACAUGUAGUUUUGGUACUGCCUAUAGAUAGAAACCACAAAAGGUUGUAUUUGAGGACAACAAAACUGCAGAAUCAAGAUAGUUGUUGCUCUUUCUUUAAAUACAAGAAAUGAGAUGCUAAAUUUGUUGGCAUUUUGUUGGUGUGAGAGUGGAUGGAGUUCUCUCUCUCUCUCUCUCAAUUCUUUUUCACUUGGCCAGAUCUUUGGGGAAAAAGUAAGACUUGUUGUCAUGUCUUUUGCUUUACCUUUUUUCCUUUUAUUUCUAAUUAAGCAUGUGACAGGGAUACAAGCACAACUGGAACUGUUCAAUACUUUAGAUUCUAUAUGAAGUCUAAUCAAUUAACUUACAGAAAACAGAAUCCACUUGAGGAUUUUGUUUGGAGGUGGAUUUUGUUUGCUUAAUUUUAGUAGAGAAGCAACUUUUUGGUUGAUGGUGAAGUCUGAUAAUGUGCACAAGGCUGGAAGAUGACCAAUUGUCUGCUUUUUACCUUUCCUGCACUUCAAUUGAAACACUUACCUGAUUGAAAGCCCUGGCAUCUGGAGUUUGGGUUCGGUACUAGGGUUCCAGGGCGCAUGCACGUUGCUUAAUGGAUUGGAUCUCAGCAAUGCCCAUCAUGUUCACGUGCCAAUUUCCCUUAAUGUUCAUGUGCAAAUUUCAUGAUGAAUGUUUGGAGAAACCUCACAGGAAUAGACUCGUUGCACAAGAGAAUAUCUAAGUUGCAUCUAGUGGGAUUUCUGUAAAUUAUUUAGCUCACAAACAUUCAUGAUAUUUUUUAAGACAUGUGAACAUAUGCAUCCAUAUGCCAGGACUCUUCCAAUCUCUCGAGUGGCAGUUGCCGAAGUUGAUAUUAUAAGCAAGUUGCCUUAUCGCAAUAUCAUAUAGCAGCACUUGGUGGUAUUCCUUUGAUGUAAAUUGUAUUCUUCCCUAGUAGACUGAAUCAUCAAGAAAGAACUAGUAAAGUGGGCGUCCUGAUGGAGGCUCCUACAGCUAAGUGCAGGACCUGAGGAGGAUCCAUAAAGAAUUAGUGGUGAUUAGCAACUAUUUAACUCAAACUAGGUUUGCUUUGGUUUUUUGAGCAAAAUUGUUGUUGGUCUUCUUUAUUGUGCUUUAACCACUUUGCUUUAGUUGUUCUCCCUUUGUGCUUCAUCCUGUCUUGAGAUGCUUUCUUUCAUCAUUCUUUGCAAGUUUAAUCUCAUGUUUCUAACUAUCAACUUCUCAUUUUUGUUGUGGUGAAACAGGUACUCACGCGAGUCACCAAUUAUGAAGCCAACAAAAUUUGCCAUUUUAUGGUCAUACUGUUCACAACAUCUAUCCUAUAGUUUAGGCACCUUAUUGAUCUCUCUGUAACUUAAUGUUUCUUAACUGGCUAACCUGUUCUAUUUAUUGAAAUCAAAGCCUUCGUCGAAUGGGUGUUGCAGUUGGUUCCUUCAACUGUUGACCUAGGAUGCCCUACUCGUUCCCAUUACAGAAGUGGGUCUGGUCCUUUUGUUGUAGAAUGGCAGGCUGUUGCAAGGAUCUCACUUUGUUUUCAGAGCAUUCAAUUUCAUAAUAGGGAUCGUUGUACCUUUGCAUGAAGCUUUCCAAGUUAUGAUGAACUGGUUAUUAAA